AUUGUCCUCACGGUGAGACGAGCUUUGUGCCAGAUGUUCCUCAGGAGUUGGUGAAGACACUGCGUGCUCCUCCUCCUGCCCUCUGCCUGUUGUAAAUAUUCUGGAACAGAGACAGCAGCUGAGCUGUCCACAUUCUGGAGGCUCCUCAGCCCAAACGAUCAGGAUGUUCUGUGUCCUCAAACUAUUAAGAGGCUGCAACAGGAUCUGAGACAUGCAGGCAAGUUCCCAGAAGUCAGCUGCCACUGGACUGGGAGUUCCAGAGAAGUUAGACUGGGUGGUUUAACCAGCAGGUUAAGUGCUGCAGUCACCUCUGGCUCCAGUGUUUCUUCCACCAACCACACUGUGUAUGGAUGGUGCUGUGCGGGUGUGUGUUGUUGUUGAGGAAUGCAGCAGCACAGACAGCCAGACAUACUCCUGUCGGUCGCUAAGCUCCACACAGUAUUUAAGGCGAGAUGGUUUGGCACGGCACGGCAGUCAGUGGCUCUCCGUCGUUAAGUCCUCUGACAGGGUGAGACCUGGAGUGAGAGUUCCUGACUGACCUGUGCUAUGAUGUCCCAGAAGGCCGGAGGUGUCAAGCCAACUUCCCCAUCUGGGCGGCGGAAGUCUCGCUUCACCUUAUGUGGCAGAAAGAAAAAAGACAGGGUGAUCCGAGGCAAGCUUCGAAUCCGUUCCCUGCCUGGAGCCUUCCUGGUGCUGGGGGUCAUUGUAGUGGUUGUCGGAACUGCCCUGGCUGUGGCGGGUUACUGGCCCUACAGGAUAUCAAGAUCAUCCAUCCUGGGAGCAACAGAUGGUGAAAGCAUCUCUAAGUCACAGACUUCAGGAUGGAGUCUGGGAGCUAAGGGUCUCAUGUCCACAGCCAGCCUCAUCCACAAUGAACGGAUGAAGCUGUUGGGGCCUGUCAUCAUGGGGGUUGGACUCUUCAUCCUCAUAUGUGCCAACACGGUCCUGUAUGAGAACAGGGACAGAGAGACUAAGAUUCUGCUGGCCCAGAUGCGGAGUGUUAUCUGCUCUGUGUCUGCAGCUGUGCCCUCAGCCGACCUUCAAGAAAUAGCAGCAGCCAACUCAAUGGCAAAACAUUACCAGUGGGUGAGCAGUUUGCCAGCUGCCCAUCUCAACAUCCUCUGUCUGCAGCAGCUGGCCAGCUCUGAGCCCCUGCUCCAGACCAGACAUCCCAGAGAACUUGAGGACAGCGUGGAGGGCAUCUACCAGCAAGCUGUUCUCCAGACAGAAGCCCUCCACCACCAGGAAUCAGAGCUGCCGCCUUCCCUCCAUUCCUCCCACUCCAACUCAUAUAAUUCCAGUCAGACACACUUAAACAUACAGUCUAGUGCUGAGCAGAGAGGCAACUUCAAUUUACCGGCUUCCCCACUUGUCAAGCUCAGCAACUGCCUGGUGUCUGCCAGUUCCAUGUCCACCCUGGGUGUGGACGAGGUGGAUAUUCCAGCUGCCCAGCCGAGGCGUUGCCAUAGUAUGAGCUACAGGACUAACCCUCACAUAGCCCAAGCUGGUGUGCGCGUCCAGGAAGGUCUCCACACACCCAGAGAGGAGGGUCAAUUAAACCAGCCUGUAGCCUUGAUGAGAGAGGCUGGUUCACAGGUUUGUGUGAACAUCCUGGGACAUGUUGUUGAUGCUGUGGAAGAGCAGACUCACCAAAGCUGGCCUCGGUUAGACCUGGGUAUUGGCAGGCGAUACCUGAAGCUAGAGAACAAAGAGCACUCAGUAGACAAGCUGCUGGACCAGUUAGAGCAGCAGUGUUCACAGUGGGAUAGUAGCUUUGGCUCUGGACCUUUUCAGUGAUGGAGUAAUCAUAUUUUACCCUGGAUUAAGACAUUGCACCAUUUGUUUUUAAAUCCUGCGUGAGGCAGAGAGAAACUGAGCCCUUGACCGUUUGGAGUAUCUCCCACAAGGAUUAUCCAAAAAAUGAGCAUGUUCUCAUUCUUCCGUGGAACACAGAGUAUGUUUUUUGUUUGGCUGAAUGUGGCAGAUGUUUGUAGAAUUGAAGGACAUGAACAAUAUACAGAUCCUACAGGCUGUAAAGACGUUUUACUUCAGUUUGGGUAACCAGCAAAGCAAUAAAAUGAACUUGUAUAUUAAUGCUGAAAUGUGUUUGCCUGUUUGAAGGACACAAUGUGCACAACCAAAUGAAGAAGAGAUAUAAGGAUGUCAGUUAAUGGAGGAUUGUUUUCUCUGUGCAAUCAUUUUUUAACCAAACUACCUGGACCCCUGAGCCCAUAAAGGACUGACAGCUCUUAACAAAUAUGACUAGUAUUUGAAAAAGGGACCUUUCCUCAGCUGAGGUCCCAUACUCCAAAUGAAAUACAUGGCAGCGAUGUACAGUAGGUUACAUCUUAAUAAUUAUGCAGAAUAAUGUCAUUGUUGGUUUUUAUGUCUAUAAGAAGUAAUGAUCAUGGUUUAUGAAUGUUUGGGUCUAAUUGUCUUAUGUCUGGCUGUUAUUUAUACAGAAUCAGGUGAGAUAACAUCGAAGUCAACAGAGCUGCUCUGAGACAUGCAAUGAUCUCUGGAGAACCUCCUUACAUCUCUGAACAGGCUCUUUGUGUGAAUGCAAAUAUCAGAGUGAGAGCCUGCAGACUUUCUCCUUCCAGUCUCCUCGUAAAAGACAGUAGAAUGUCUGAAGCAGCCAAUAUGAGAACAUAGCAGGAGAUCCGCUGUGGUAUUUUUCAAGCGAGUGGGCGUGUUGAUAUUGCCAACACGCGACAGACACAAAAGGAAAAAACUAAAGUAAAACAAAUAUCUCCUGAUAAAAAAGCGUUGCCAUACACGUAGAAGACACAGAGGAAGAUGUUGAGAGCUUUUGGUGAUUAAGGUGUUGACCAAAACAUGUUAUCUCUGCAGUGUAAUUCUUAUGUUACAUCCUGUCUUUGCCUGCUGCAACACCCCUCACCUGAACACUCUGAAGAUUUCUGUGUUGUUGUGAAUGCGAGAAUCUCCUGCUGUGAAUGAGAUUGUCUGGACCCACUUUUGCAGGCUUCUCCAGAUGACAUGUCUGAAACCGGCUCAAGUGAAUUGCUGAUGCCCGGGAACAUGAUUACAUUGUCUCUCUUAACUGUGAUGAAUGUUUUCAUGGACUCUUUGGUUGAUAAUAAUGCAUUCUUCUUAUGGGCAACUUGUCAUUGCCAUAGGCCCUGGCAUUAUUUUAGGUGCAUAUCUGUCAUUCAUGUAAUAACAGUUCAAUUGUUUUGUCUAUGGUUGUUUAAAAUAAAUCCACUAUCACAGUAAGGGUAUACAGUUUGUACCAGAACUGUAUAAACAACAUGUUGACUGCAUUGUUUGCAGUGGCUUUAAAGAAAGUCUGAUUAAAGAUGUAAUGAUCAGAGGAGUGUUUCCUCUGUCAGGUAACAACAUUGUCCCGUUCUGUUUCAGCAGAAAUUGAAACCAUCUUCGUGUGGCGGCUUAGACUGACAGGAUUUGUUAAAUUAAAUCAAGACAGAUUACGAAAAGAUAUCCAGGGUAUGUUGAGCUCGCUUCGUAGUACAGGUCUCAGGUGUGGCCAUCAAAUUUAUUUGGUAGCACAGACAGAUUACUGCAACAAAAAACAGUGUUACCCAAUUAGUUAACUGAACUGUCUUAUCUUAUGACUUCUUUUCAGUGACAUCCCAGAGCUCAGAUACUGAUAAAGUUUAACAUUACAGUGUUAUAAUUGCUAUAAGGAAGCAUGUUUAAAACAUGAAAGAAGUCAAAGCAGAUACAAUAAUGACAGCGAAUUUCUCUUUGUUGUCCUCCUGGUUGUAUCCAAUAUUAGUUUGUAAUGAAGACAGGGACAUGUCCCCUGUGUCUUCUUCAGCACUUCUUCUUUCACAAUGCACUCACCAUUUAUGAGGAUGCCAUGCUCAAACACAUCAAUCCCCACCCCCACGCUCCCCAACCUUUGAUCGAAUGGAUUGUGCAGACGAGGCUUGCCUGCAGAUCAGUUUUCUUGCAUACAGCUGAGUGUGUGCUAAAGACUCUGUUUAGCCCUGGUAUUAGAAUGUGUUUCCACAUGUCUCCAGUGACACUUGCCUGUUCGAUAUGCAAAUACAUACAAUUAAGCAAAGACCAAAUAUAUUAAAAUAUGAUUUUAACAUGUUGGAAGUAGCAAUGCACUUUCUGUGCCGAGUGUGCGUGAAAUUGAAAAGAAGAAGAGAUCAAGAUAGUAUAGACAAGUGGCCCAAGAUGUUUGACACACUUGUUAUACAUACUUUUGGGCUUCUUUUUUAUUCAGACAUCAAAGCCAGCAUCUCUGUUUUCGUACCUCUGCAUACACAGUGGAAAGACACCAGCUGAAGAGAUGGCCUGUUAAUAUGGUCGAGAACACCUUCAUGUUCACACUGCUAAAAGAAUAAAGCCACGUGUCUCAGACCAUCUUGGUUGUGUUAACUGCUGCACUUAGAGCUGUCCUCUUGUAAUUGAAUCACCCAAUAUGCAUGUUAACGCUCUGUCUGAACAGCGGCAUAAAGGAAUGAGUAUGAAAAUCAGAGUCUCAUGCCCCCUACUCCUUUGCCCCGUUCCCUUUAUACACUAUGCUAAUGUAGAGAGGUGACUCCUCCUUGUUUGAAUCAACAGUCUUUCUCUGGUUUUCUUUCUCUAUGUGCUGCCUGUUCUGUAUGCCAUGUGUGACACUUUGUGUUCUAAAUGUAUACCAAGCAAUAUGAUCUGUCUAAGAGAACAACCAAUGGCUGUGUCUGGCCCUGUGUCUACCAUGAAAUUAAAACAAGUUGCCAUGCCUUUGUUGCAAAUAUGAAGUAAAGCA
Molecule: messenger RNA, 4747 nt
Organism: Platichthys flesus (European flounder)
Lineage: Eukaryota; Metazoa; Chordata; Actinopteri; Pleuronectiformes; Pleuronectidae
Gene: tmem200b
Product: transmembrane protein 200B
Exons: 2
Coding region: 547-1797 (416 amino acids)
Source: RefSeq, a predicted model, not a curated record